AUGCGGCAACCGCGGCGGUAUAAAGAAUUAUUAUCCAAUGCUAAAGCGGCAACCGCAGACGACAUGGCCAAGACUGCGAUCGUGGAGAAACUGAAACUGUCAAGAAAAUGGAAGGCUGGGAGCAAGAGAAGGAACAAGGAUGGGAGCGGCGCUUCCCAGGUGCCUCCUAAUCCUACUGCGAUUGAACAAGAUUUGGUUGAGACCACGACCGCUGACUUCCCAGGAGCGGACACAAGGUCGCAAAUAGUUGCCCCUUCUUCAUUGCCCAUUGAGUCUUCAAGUGACAACUCUUCUUUUGGCUAUUGCUCUUCCUCUGGUGGUGGGUCGCGAGGUGAGAGUGCUGCUGAGAAGAAUGCUCGUAGCGGAGUUCUUCCGAUUGCCGGAGACAAGACCUCAAUGUCCCAAGAUAAUGUUAGCGUUGAGAUGGGGUUGCGGUUAGAGAGGAUGGUUGGGAAUAGGAUGGUAUUCGUGUUUAUGCUUGAUCCCAAUGUAGAUGUAGAGGAGUCACUUUUUUACCACUGGAUCGUUUCCUGUAAUUUGAAUGCACACACUAAAGGAUUUUGUGCGAUCCAUGUGCAACGUGGAAUUCAAGGCGUUGAGGAUGAGCGGAUUGAAGAGUUGGAAGGUACAAUCCACGAUUUGAGGAAAUUGGUACCGUGUAGCAAGAAACAAAACAACCCAGCUGACAUUGAUGCUAUUCUCUCACGAUCGUAUCUUGAAGCUGUUUUAGGUGGAUUGAAGAAGGUGUAUGCCACUGUAGUUGUGCGAUGGCAAAGAGACUCGUAG
Oldenlandia corymbosa var. corymbosa is the source of this 786-nucleotide messenger RNA. The record is from the annotation of a GenBank genome assembly. Lineage: Eukaryota; Viridiplantae; Streptophyta; Magnoliopsida; Gentianales; Rubiaceae.